AUGGUUCCGCUGGACACUCGACAGUUCCACUCAUUCUCGCCUCCGACACCGGGCUAUGGUAAAGAAACGCCAGGCAGACCAGUCACUGUCCAUACAUUCAUUGACCCCACAAUUUUCAUUGAACUAUUCACCGGAACUGUGGGCAUUUUUAUAUUCGCUGUCCUAUUCUGGAAGCUCGGCAAAUUCUUUCGAUCAUUGACCAGACACAGAGUACUGCGUGACGGCAAAUUGACGACGACCCGAUAUGCCAGGACUUGGUACGGCUGGGUUCCUGCGGAAAUACAUGAGAGAAACAAGGCAUUUCUUCGGAAGACCUUCGGGUACAUUCGCGAGUGGCUGUCUUGGGAGUCACCCAGAACAGAUUUCCAAUGGAUGUGGUGGGACCCUGGCCUGGAGGCAAUGGAAGAACGCCGUGCCAAGCGAAAACGAGUGAAGUUGCUACCGGAGUUCUUGAAGAGCUAUGAGGAGAUGCCCACUAUGCAUGUCCCAUAUCCACGAUCUUCUAUAGAGUGCCAUGGGGCAUUGGCCAACAGUCAUGAGUCCGAGUCUUCUCAACCAAUUGGACUUGCACCCGAAUGGGAUGAUAUCGCCGAGCCAUUGCCACGAAUCAGCUUUAACGAACACCAAUUUGAAAACAGCACGGCUUCUUCGAUCUCGCUGGAGAUGUUCACCCCGCCAUCACGGGCGCAUACACGAUCUUCCGAUGACCGACCUGAAGGUAGCUUGCGAGUGGAUGGAAGAAUGGUCAGACAGUUGUUGACCUUGCCAACCAAUAUUCAAUCUCUACCAUUCUCGACCAACAGCCGACGUGGUCCUGGGAAAAGGGCUUCGUGGGCAGGUGAAAAUACGUCUUGGACUCGGGUCCGACGUCUCUCAAACUUAUCAGUUGUACAAAAUAGUAUACAUGCCACUGAGCUCAGCUCGGGUUCAGGUGUGCACCAAAGUUUCCAGAGAACCCCGGAAGCCCCGAAACCCGUCUUCCCUGGGGCAAGACUUGCUUCUCAAAAGUAUAGAGCGUGGUCAGCACAGAUGCAAGCGAAAGCGACGGGACUAGCACAGCCGUACCUUCGGGAUUCCUCUGGGCCACCAGGAACGCCCCUCACAGCUCUUUUGGCCAGUUAUCUGUCGGAGCAAGGUGCCUGCGAUGCCUUCCUGGAGCCAUCGAAUGAGGCUUCUCUUGGUGCAAGACAACCAUUUGCAAAGAUCCAUCUGACCUCCAGCCAUGGGCCACUACAUCAAGAGAAAAGAGGCAACCGUGCAACUUCUAUUGACAUGCAUAUGAAGUUUGCCAAGUUCAAUACUGUGCCAGCCAGGUUUCGGCCGUCAAGGAAGCCGGAAUUUUUGACUGCACGCACCUCGAACCAGCUACGGCACUCGUGGCAAGAUGCAGAUACACCCCGUCGUCAGAAACCCGGCAUCCAAAAAACGUGGGGUCAACCUAGGAGAGCUAGAGCCAGAGCACGAAACCGAUACGCAACUCUGCCAAUCUGCAUAGACGGCUGCAUGGACGGAGUUUCUGAAAACGAACAAGUCUCGAUAGCGAAGCUGAGCGACUGGGAAGUCCGAUUGAUUGACCAAUUGAAUCGCAAACUGGGGUGGGUGUACAAUGAGAUGACACCCGGGCAGAAACCAUAUCACUUUGCAUUACUUGCCAAUCAUUGGCUGAACAGAGAGACCUGGCUGGUGAUCGAUCCCAUCUCGAGAGUGUCCAUAGAUAAUCGACGGCAGUGGGGGGACCCACGAUUCGGUUCUCCAAACACUCAGAGUGAUCGAAUACCGAGGCCCAAAUACCCAGCCACCGUACGCAAACGAGUCCACUUACCGCGGAUCGAUUCAUGGCGGGCCGCAGUCAAUAAACAAAGGAGAGUAUCUGGAAUCCGAAACGCCAUCCGGACCGUCGAGCUAUACGAGGACUCGGCAGAGGAGCCCCCGGACGGACAUAUCGACCCGGCAUGCUGGAUCUUGCCGAAGCCACCCCAGGGGUUUGAGAUGUCAACAAGACAGAAGAAUGCCUGGUAUGAAGGAGGUGCUGGGUGGCAGGAAAAGCUUGCAGACUGGCAGCAAGUCCGCCGAGGAUAUCGUUUACACAAGAUUGUCCACCAAGGCCGAGCUAAUCGAAACCGGGUCAAGGAUGUCGCAUCGCAGGUUCAAAGAGGCUGUCGUACAGCAUCGCUCAAGCUGCUUCCCAGAGAAACGGGUCAGCCCCGGGUCGAGUCUUAG
Penicillium daleae is the source of this 2220-nucleotide messenger RNA. RefSeq lists its product as uncharacterized. The record is from RefSeq and is a predicted model, not a curated record. Lineage: Eukaryota; Fungi; Ascomycota; Eurotiomycetes; Eurotiales; Aspergillaceae. Bases 1 to 2220 code for a protein of 739 amino acids. The transcript has a single exon.